CAGGCAGCACCUCUCCUCCUGCAAGAGCCAUGGACCUCAAGGUGCUCUGUGCACUCUCCAUCACCCUCAUCAUAGCCCUCAGCACCCUGGCAGAGGGAAUUGCACCUCCAACAAAAUGCCAGUGUAAAGUGAUUCCCAAGGAGAGGACAAACUGUGGCUACCCAGGGAUCUCAGCAGCAGAGUGCAAGAAAAUUGGGUGCUGCUUCAACGCCUCAGUCCCCAGCGUCCCCUGGUGCUACAAUCCUAAGCCAAAGAAAGUGAAGAAAGUGUGUCCCAACGAUCCCUACACCAGGAUAAACUGUGGCUACCCUGGCAUCAAGCCCAGGGAGUGCACAAGGAAGGGCUGCUGCUUCAGGGCACACCCCGCCGGUGUCCCCUGGUGCUUCUACCACCGUGUCGUGGAGGAAGCUUGUUAAAGGAGAAACUUCCACCGAGAACUUGGCAACCUUUGGAUCUACUCCAGUGGAACGACAGGCGGAGGUCCCAACUCAGACUUUACAUUUUGCAACAGCCAUGAUUUCCAGGCUGUUCCUUAUCUGGGAUUGACUCCUUUCUGAUGAAAAGUUACUGGUAGCUUUUAUUCUCUCUGUAGGCUAGCACU
This is a messenger RNA of Passer domesticus (house sparrow), 601 nucleotides long. Its product is annotated as trefoil factor 1-like. Bases 30 to 416 code for a protein of 128 amino acids. Gene Ontology annotation, biological process: maintenance of gastrointestinal epithelium. NCBI's taxonomy places the organism in Eukaryota, Metazoa, Chordata, Aves, Passeriformes, Passeridae. The transcript is spliced from 4 exons. The record is from RefSeq and is a predicted model, not a curated record.